AUGCUUUUCGUCAGUUUUUUUGUGGUUGCUCAUGGAAUGGUUGCUGUGACCGGAAUGGUUUUCAAUCUAUUUCUGGUUUAUCUUGCGAUUUUUCACACUCCCAGAGUUAUAAAAUCCUAUACAACUUUAAUUAUCAAUUUUGCGAUGACUGAUUUUUUCGCUUGUUUGGCGGAUCUCGUAGUUCAGCAAAGAAUUAUUCCCGCAGGAUGGACAUUGGGAUAUAUUUCAAAUGGAUUGUGUAAAUAUCAUUCACCAACAGCAUGUUAUGUGGGGUUAGUUAAUUGUAAAAAAAAUUGACUUGAUUUUUGAAUAAUCGAUUUGAAUUGUACCCUGAAGUCUAUACUUCCAAUGUUUCAGAUACAGUUUGAUGCUUCAUUUCUUUUCUCAUUCUUUGUGGUCCCUCCUCCUUUCAUUUUCAUAUCGAUAUUAUAUUCUAUUCCAUUCUGCACCUACUCGAUUAAAAUUAUUCGGCGUUGUUCUUUUGAUUUACAUUCCUUCAUUAUUUCAAUUGAUUUCAUUUCUUUGGGCUCAAGAUGAACCUUCAGAAAUCGUAGAGAUUUUACAUAAUAAAUUUCCUGAUUACACUUUGGAUGGAUAUACUGUAACAGGUACAAAGAAUAUAUUAUGCUUCAGUGCUUUGUUCACAAUUUUGCAUAUGACACUUCCUGUAACUCCAGUUUAUACAGGCAUUUUGAUAUUUCGCAAAAAGAUUAUUCAACAACUCGCCGAGAAAACUGCAAAUCUCACAAAAACUACUAAAAAACUUCAUAGCCAACUUCUAAUGGCUUUAACCUUCCAAGCUAUGCUUCCCGGUUUCUACGCAAUCAGUGUAGGAUCUUAUGGAAUCGGUCAACUCGGAAUAUAUAAUCAUCCAGUGCUUGAGUACACUACAUUUACUUCUGUUAUAUUUAUUCCCUUACUUUCUCCAGUUGCAUCAUUUGUCUUUGUCACUCCGUAUCGUCGUUUCAUCACAAGAUUCUUCAUUCGUGGAAAAAUUGUGGAUCCUACUUACGAGACAUCGUACAAUCAUAGUUUAACCACGCGAUAUUGA
Caenorhabditis angaria is the source of this 1051-nucleotide messenger RNA. The record is from the annotation of a GenBank genome assembly. Lineage: Eukaryota; Metazoa; Nematoda; Chromadorea; Rhabditida; Rhabditidae.